AUGUCUGACACCGAGGAGGUGGUGGAGGAAUACGAGGAGGAACAGGAAGAGCAAGAGGAGGCAGUGGAGGAGGAGGAGGAGGAGGAUGGUGGAGCUGAGCCUGAAGGCGAGGCUGAGACAGAGGAGGCCAAAGCAGAAGAGGUUGGUGCCGAUGAAGAAGCCAAAGAUGCUGAAGAUGGUCCAGUAGAAGACACCAAACCCAAGCCUAGCAGGCUCUUCAUGCCCAACCUGGUGCCUCCCAAGAUCCCCGAUGGCGAGAGAGUGGACUUUGAUGACAUCCACAGGAAGCGCAUGGAGAAGGACCUGAACGAGCUGCAGACUCUGAUCGAGGCUCACUUCGAGAACAGGAAGAAGGAGGAAGAGGAACUGAUUUCUCUCAAAGACAGGAUCGAAAAGCGUCGGGCAGAGCGGGCCGAGCAGCAGCGCAUUCGCAAUGAGCGGGAGAAGGAAAGGCAGAACCGCCUGGCUGAAGAAAGGGCCCGGCGUGAGGAGGAGGAGAACAGGAGGAAGGCUGAGGAUGAGGCCCGGAAGAAGAAGGCUCUGUCCAACAUGAUGCACUUUGGAGGAUACAUCCAGAAGACAGAGCGGAAGAGUGGGAAGAGACAGACAGAGCGAGAGAAGAAGAAGAAGAUUCUGGCAGAGAGAAGGAAGGUGCUGGCCAUCGACCACCUGAAUGAAGACCAGCUGAGAGAGAAGGCCAAGGAGCUAUGGCAGAGUAUCCACAGCCUGGAGGCCGAGAAGUUCGACCUGCAGGAGAAGUUCAAGCAGCAGAAAUACGAAAUUAAUGUUCUGCGAAACCGGAUCAAUGACAACCAGAAAGUCUCCAAAACCCGUGGGAAGGCCAAAGUCACCGGGCGUUGGAAAUAGAUGAAAUUGUUCUCGGCAAAGCUCUGCCCCUUGCCCGGU
This is a messenger RNA of Apodemus sylvaticus (European woodmouse), 906 nucleotides long. It is a transcript of the gene Tnnt2, whose product is annotated as troponin T2, cardiac type. The record is from RefSeq and is a predicted model, not a curated record. Gene Ontology annotation, biological process: sarcomere organization; regulation of muscle contraction; cardiac muscle contraction. Bases 1 to 867 code for a protein of 288 amino acids. Gene Ontology annotation, molecular function: tropomyosin binding; troponin C binding; troponin I binding. Gene Ontology annotation, cellular component: troponin complex. NCBI's taxonomy places the organism in Eukaryota, Metazoa, Chordata, Mammalia, Rodentia, Muridae. The transcript is spliced from 13 exons.